CUUAAACUAGGAACUGGUUGCCUAGUAUAUUUAACAGCUGCCUUGGAGCUGGGAGCAAUAUACGGUCAAGAUGCAUGGGGUGUUCUGCUUCUCUAAAAAUACAGGUACUGACACACAGACUUUCCUUCUCAUCACCUUCAUUUCCUGAGGUAGAUUUUUCUGGUCCUGAAUCCUUUCAGAUGUGAAGAUGUAUCCAGUGUUGAACAAAGUCCCAAACAAAAGUUAUUCCAAACCACUUCCCAUUGUUGUUAUAGGGAAUGGUCCUUCAGGAAUUUGCCUUUCCUACCUGCUGUCUGGUUAUAUCCCUUACAUCAAAAGGGGCUCUGUUCAUCCUCAUCCUAUCCUACAGAGGAAACUAGAGGAAACACCAGAAGUCUCCAUUAUAGACCAGGAUCUGGAGUACCUGUCUGAAGGUUUGGAGGGACGAUCCCAGAGCCCCGUGGCUCUUCUUUUUGACACUCUGCUGCGUCCCGAUACAGACUUUGGUGGAACUGCAGAAUCUGUCCUCACUUGGUGGCACAAGACCAACAGAGCCAUUCCCCAUCUGGUCCUUGGCAGAAACCCUCCUGGGGGUGCCUGGCAUUUUAUUGAGGGAUCUACGAUCACUUUGAGCCAAGGGGAAUGGAUGGGACUUCCAGACCUUCAGCUCAAAGACUGGAUGAGGAAAAAGAGGAGGGGCCUCAGGAAUAACAGAGCCACAGCAGAAGACAUUGCUCAGUAUUACCAACAUUAUGUGGCAAAGAAAGGGCUGCAGAAGAACUUUAUCUGUGGGAGUGUUGUGACAUCUGUGAGGAAAGUGAGCCCAGAUGUAAGCUCCAGCUAUGCACAGCAGGAUUCUGAGGGGAACAGUGACUCCUUCUGGGAUUUCCCCGAGAAAGAGAAGGAAGAUGACCCGAUUGCUAGUGGAAAUCUUUUCCAGGUGGAUGGAUUCAUCAAAAACAUUAAUGGUGGUCAGCAACCCUUCUCCAUCUAUGCAGAGAAUGUGGUUUUAGCCACUGGAACAUAUGACAGUCCAACCAACCUUGGAGUUAAUGGAGAGAACCUUCCUUUUGUCCAUCACAAACUCUCUGCCCUUGAAGAAGCAGUGAAGAACAAGAAGGUUAGCAUGACAUCAGAUCCAGUCUUGAUUGUAGGUGCCGGGCUGACAGCUGCUGAUGCAAUUCUCUUUGCUCACCAUUGCAACAUCCCAGUGAUCCACGCCUUUCGCAGAAGGGUCAACGAUCCAGGUCUCAUCUUCAAUCAGCUCCCCAAAAUGAUGUAUCCAGAGUACCACAAAGUCCACCAGAUGAUGAAAGAACAGUCAGUUGCUUGUCCCGGGCCAUAUGAAUGUUAUAUCAGCCUUCCUGAACAUCAUGUCCUGUCCUUCAGAGAGGACAAGAAGUGUGUCUUCCAGGAUAAGAGCGGUCACCAGAAAAUCUUUAACAUUUCUAUGGCUUUUGUUCUCAUUGGCUCAAACCCCAACCUCUCCUUCCUACCAAAUAAUGGCAUUGACUUGGCAAUUGACAGUGAGCAGCCAGUCAACUCCAAGAGGAACCCCAUCGACGUUGACCCAUUCACCUACCAAUGUGUUCAGGAGAAAGGGCUUUAUGCUGUGGGGCCAUUAGCUGGGGACAACUUUGUGCGUUUUGUGCAGGGAGGGGCUCUGGCUGUUGCCAGCUCUCUGUUAAAAAAAGCAAACAAAAAUCCUCCUUAACAAACAAAUUGCCCUAAGCCAAAAGCGUUCAAACGGGUGAUUCCUACUCUCUUUGAGAAGUAAGGCAUUUGAUAUGUGCACUUUCCCCUGCAGUACUCUCCAGGGCAGUUCAGAGUGACCAAACUCUCAGUGGGUUCAUUUGGGAAUGAUAAAUCAGCAAGUACAUGGUUUGGGAUUUAGAUCUCAAUGUUGCCAACAUUUGUGCCUUGCUGAAAGGUUGAAUUCAGGUGCAACCAAGGGAAUAGCCCCAUCUCUGCAGAGCUUUGCACUAAGGGAAUGGGGAACUUGCAUCCUAGCUUCGAAUAGCUGGGGGCAAAGCCGCAAUCACUUCACCAUAUAAAUGUCUUGCAGGCUGCAGCUGGUUGAAAAGAGUUCUCAUCCUUUCUUGGUGGCCAUUUUCUUGGUGGCCAUAUUGGCAAGUCCUGUGUUUAGUUAAUCUUUUUCAAAUGUUACUGGGUAAAUACAGGCAAUACUACACAACACACAGUUGUUGCUGUUUCAUGCGCUUAUGUGGCACACUCUACGCUGUUCUUGCGAUGCAAAAGUCCAUUGAAAGCUGUGCUGCAAGUGUUCUGUGCACCUAAACCAGAAUUCUGCCAUUAGAAAUGGUCACAAAAGCGUUGCCUAAAGGGCUGCUGUAGCAGUCCUCUUCUCCUGCAAGGAGCACCAGCACCAUGUUCUGUGUGUCCUAUCUUUGGAUGCAGCACACUUGUGUAUCUGUCUUUUUUGGAAGACUCCUUUUCAAAUAAUGGUACAAACGUACUCCUGUUGAGUGCACAAUCUUUAAAGAGCUAGAAGGCAGAAUGAUAGAGUGUAACAGUGCUGCAUUCUUAGAGACCUCUUUAGGGACACCAAAACCAAAGUAUAAAGAGGAAUUAUCCUUGGUUGGUGGGAACUGAUUAAUACUCCAAAUUCAUCCUGCUCAGUGGAAUUGAAUGUUUGUUUUUUCUUUGGGAAGCUUUACAUUACAUAUUGCAGUAUGGAUUCCCAAUAUAGGAUUACUUCAGGAAACGGGUUCUGUAAAUCAGAAAUGGCAUUCCACAAAUUGUUCUUGAAAGAGAAGAAUUGCACAAUUGCUUUUAGUUGUUAAAUUGCUUUAGUCUAUUUACUUCAUUAUGAAAAAUUCAAAUAUAGAAGAGAUCCUAGAUUAAUACUGGAAGAAAAUAUUCACUAUAGAUUUCUGGAUAACUGUGUAACAAGAUCUACCUGCAUUUGAACAAUGGCCCUGAUCCUGCAAGGCCCCUGUAUAUGAACUUCAAUGGGAGUUCCACAUGCAGAGAGACUACUGUGUUCUCCAUAUAAGGCCUGACUCUGCUCCGCUUAGUGGGGCAAAACUGCCGUUGACACAGCAAGAUGUGCAGAAUGAGGCCCAAAGAGGCCACUUUACUGUGUGUGGAAGUUGAUGUGCGCAAUCCUUUCACAUAGCUGCUGACCUGGAAUAGUCAGCCACUUCACUAAGUGCAUACAAUGCCAGCAAGUCUUUCAGAAAAGUUCCGCACACAGAGAAAGUGUUAGUUUGUAACUGCCUGGUCCCAGAAGUUUUUAAGCAAGGCAGGUGUAAGGAACACAUCUGGCCUUUGUGUUGCUGCUGUGUCUUAGCAAUGUUGUACAGCACUCUGGAAACUAACUAACUGUUUUUGUAUUUUCUAAGUUAGCUGUAUGUAUUUUAUAUGUGGAACAAGUUUAAAUAAAAUUUCAAACUUA
Messenger RNA from Caretta caretta (loggerhead turtle), 3397 nucleotides. RefSeq names its product oxidative stress induced growth inhibitor 1 (gene OSGIN1). Gene Ontology annotation, biological process: negative regulation of cell growth. The record is from RefSeq and is a predicted model, not a curated record. Gene Ontology annotation, molecular function: growth factor activity; oxidoreductase activity. NCBI's taxonomy places the organism in Eukaryota, Metazoa, Chordata, Testudines, Cheloniidae.